AUUGAUGGUAGAGAUCUCAAUGGAGAUCAUUUUCAUUUUUAAAACGCUGCUCCAGACGGACUGAUCCAAACCAGGAAACCCACCUGCAAGUAUCCUCAUCAUCCAUCUGACAUCAAACCUCACCAUGGAGAAGGGGGUUUGUUGCGUUAAAAAGGACUUUUCCUUUCUGAGGAGAUAGGCACCAAAGUUUGCAUCUCUGUGUCGGACGGACUUUUGGGGAGAUGGUUCUGCUCAAGACUGACUGAGCCAAACCUGGAAAAACCAGCUGAUACCGGAAAUAUCAUCUGCAAACCUGCUCACGCCCUUCAACAUAUUGCAAGUUCAGGUAAGGUGCAUUGGGAAUACAGGCUGUGACACCGGAGCCUUUACCUGGGAGAAAGAGCGAGGUGGGGCCGGGGACAUGUUGCACCAGCAUAAGGACAAAGAGAACGGAGGGGCACGGAUGAAGCAGGUUUGAUGCCGAUGCUUGGAUCUGAGCGGUCUCAGUUCUCCCUAACAAGGAUUGCUGCUGCAGCAGAUUCCAGCAGAGAUUUAUCCAGAGAACAUAACAGAAGCCUACAAGUCUUCACAACGUCAUGGCCAUGGAGAUUUUUGAAUCUGGCCUCUCCUGGGAGGUGAGGGCAAACAGCCGCCACUACCACAAACACAAACAGAAGAAAUCCUUUUUGUGCUUCCACUGGGGGCGUUACGCGGACAAUGUGGUGCACAGCUACAAGUACUCCCCUCUGACCUUUCUGCCCUUGACGCUGUUCGAGCAGUUCCAACGAGUGGCCAACCUCUAUUUCCUUCUCAUGUUGGUGAUGCAGUGCAUCCCUGCCAUCUCAUCCGUACCCUGGUACAUCACCAUCAUCCCGCUGGUCACCGUACUCUCUGUGAGAGGUCUCAAAGACCUCGUCAACGACAUGGCAAGGAGACGCAGUGACUUUGAGGUUAACUCUCGACCCUGUGACAUACUCGUCUCCCAGAGUUUUGACUCAGCUCAGUGGAAGGACCUGUGUGUGGGAGAUGUUCUGCGAAUCCACAAAGACCAAGUGAUCCCAGCGGACCUUCUCCUCCUGUGUAGUUCAGAGCCUCACAGUUUGUGUUAUGUGGAGACAGCAGACAUUGACGGAGAGACCAACCUCAAGUACCGGCAGGCGCUCAGUGCCACACACACUCAGCUGACCUCUCAACCCUCAGAUGAAACCCUUGCUGCCUUUGACGGUUUGUUGCUCUGCGAGGAACCCAACAAUAGUCUUUACACCUUCAGAGGAGAGCUGCACUGGCAAGGAGAGUGUCAUCCGCUGGACCACGCCCACGUCCUCCUGAGGGGAACGGUCCUACGCAACACAGCGUUUGCUUAUGGUGUUGCCAUAUACACUGGCGCAGACACUAAGAUCCUGAGGAACUCCGGCAAACAGAGAGUGAAGACGACGCAAGUGGAAAAGGUUUUCAACAGAGUGGUGAUCGGGAUAGUCCUGUCUGUGCUGCUGGUCGCUCUGCUCCAUGCCAUCCUCAGCGGCGUUUUCUCGAGUCAGGUCAUGGGCAACGCUGAUAUUUCGUCCACUGUAGUGGUUAACGCCAAUCCAGUCUACACCGGCUUCCUCACCUUCUGGAGCUACAUCAUCCUGCUCAGCCCAGCCAUGCCCAUAGCCCUCUACAUCUCGUUUGAGCUGAUCCACACGGUCCACAGCCAGUUCAUUGGCUGGGAUAUGGAGAUGUAUUGGCAGCCGGCAGGCAGACCGGCCCAAGCGAGGAACACUUCGCUGAACGAGGAGCUUGGCCAAGUGGGAUACCUCCUGAGUGACAAAACUGGGACCCUAACUCAGAACCGUUUGGUCUUGAGACAGUGCUGCAUAGCAGGGGAGAUCUAUGGUGAUGCAUCAGUCCGAGCAGAGGACGUAGAGCCCAUGGACUUGAGCUGGAAUCCGUUCUCCUGCGGUGGUCUGCACAUGUCGGCUCCCAGCCUGGUGGAGAAGCUCAGAGGACAGCAGUGUCCGCCCAGCAGACAGUUCCUCACGGCACUGUCUUUGUGUCACACUGUCGUGACAGAGUGGAAGGAAGAGGCUCUAUUUUACCAGUCCGCGUCUCCGGAUGAGGAGACUCUUGUUGGUGCAGCCAGGGAGCUGGGCUGGGUCUUCCUGUCUAGGGCAAGAGACUUCAUCAGCGUCUCUGAGCUGGGGGUCACUCGACAAUAUCAGCUGCUUGCACUGUUGGACUUUACGAGCAAGAGGAGACGCAUGUCUGUACUGGUUCGGGAGCCAGAGGGUGGGUUAAAGCUGUACUGUAAAGGGGCGGACAUAGUGAUCCUGGAGAGACUGCACAAGGACUUGCAAUAUCAGGAGAGGACUGAAAGAGCGCUUGAGCUGUUUUCUCAGGCCUGUCUGAGGACUUUGUGUGUUGCGGUUCGAUCCGUUCCUGAGGCGUCAUGGGAGCAGUGGCGUAAAACUCUGGCCCAGUCUGCUGCCAUGGCGACCUGUGACCGUGACGCGCUGCUGGAAAAGCUAUAUGAUCAGAUGGAGAGAGAGCUGCAGCUUCUGGGGGUGACAGCUAUAGAGGAUCGGCUUCAGGAGGGCGUUCCCGAGACUAUUGCUUUGCUUCAACAGGCUGGGCUUAAAGUAUGGGUACUAACUGGGGACAAAAAAGAGACUGCGGUGAAUAUCGGAUAUUCUUGCAAACUACUGGAUCCUGACACCAGAUUACUGGAAUGGCAGGAGCUGAGACAGAUACUCCAGGCCCCAGACCCAGGGGUCAGUUUCUUCAAGGCCAGACAGAUGGAGCUGUGGGCUGUAGACAAGAAGAUGGCCGGGGCGAAGACUGCUGUGGUCCUCACUGGACCUGAGCUGGCAGAGUUUGAUCAGAGACCGGAAUGGGGGUCCACGUUCAUGAGCCUGGCAGAACAUUGUCAGUCGGUACUAUGCUGCCGUGUAACACCUGGACAGAAGGCUGACAUCGUCAAGUUGGUCAGGAAACACACCAGCUCAGUCACCAUGGCCAUCGGGGACGGUGCCAAUGAUGUAAACAUGAUCAAGACGGCUCAUGUUGGUGUGGGAAUGGCAGGAGUGGAGGGAGGUCAAGCAGUGCAGAAUGCAGACUUUGCGUUGUCCCAGUUCAGGUUUCUGCAGAGGCUGCUGCUGAUCCACGGGCGCUGGUCAUACAGGCGCAUUUCCCUCUUCCUGCGCUACUUCCUGUUCAAGACCUGUGGCUUUGCUCUUGUGCACAUAUGGUUUGGGUUCUUCAAUGGCUUCAGUGCCCUGUCUAUGUAUGAGACAUGGUUCAUCGCUCUCUACACAGUCCUCUAUUCUUCAUUCCCAGUUAUGUGUUUGGGCUUCUUUGAAAAGGAUGUAAGUGCAGAAAGCAGCCUGAGUUGGCCGGAGCUGUACAAGUCUGGACAAAGACAGGAGCUCUCCAGCCCUCUCAUACUGGCCUUGUCCCUUCUGUAUGCCGUCUACUCCUCGCUUGUUCUCUUCUUCAUACCGUUUGGAGUUUUCUACGACACAGCCUUGGACUACCAGACCAUGGCAUUCACUGUCGCCAUGGCAGCCACGUUUACUGCCACAAUUGAGAUUAUGCUGCUGACCAGAAACUGGACGAAGAUCAAUAUCGCUGCCGUGUGUGUCUCUGUGGUGCUGUUCUUCAUUGGCACCGGCAUCACCCACAGCACCGUCCUUUUUAAGAAAGCACCCGCAGAUUACAUCUUCAUUGGCGUGCUGGCAAAGGCCUUCGUCGAUCCAGUUGUGUGGCUCACCGCUCUGCUCACUGCCUGGACAGCCGUUUUGCCAUCAUUUACAGCUCAUGCAGUCAAUAUCACCCUCACCGUCCAUGACAAACAGAAGGUCCACAGCAUCUCCCCUCAGCCGGUGGAGCUGAAGUCAACGUUCAGAAGAGGGACGUCUCUCCGCCGUUCCCCUAAUGCCCUCUUCUAGGGAGCCGGGCCUGGACACCUCCUCACGUCCGGGACCUGCAUCCACAGCAGGAUCAGAAGGUGACUGCAACUAAUAACCUCCCCAUCCCCUUACUCACAAGGCCAAAUUCAUAUGAAGGACAAUAAUAACGCCCUGACUGGCACAUAAAUAAUGAAUGAGUUUUUAAUGGGAAAAUAUGUGAAUAUAUAGAUUGUUUCUGCAACAUAGAAUUGAAAAGAUGACUUGCCAUACGUUCUGUAUUUUUUUGUUUUUUUUGUGGGCAAUUCUUUGUGGAGCUAGAAGUCUUUUUUACGGUUUUCCAAUAAGGUAAAUACUGUAAACAAAAUACAUUAUGUACCACAACUCUUGUUUAUUACUUUUACAUAUUGACAGUAUGUACACACAUUUUACCUCUGCAUGAAUAUCUUUCCUCUUUGAUGUCUAAGACAAUUGUGGUAAAUCUGCUGGGAUCAAUUUAAAGAUCAAAACAAACACAA
Molecule: messenger RNA, 4381 nt
Organism: Scophthalmus maximus (turbot)
Lineage: Eukaryota; Metazoa; Chordata; Actinopteri; Pleuronectiformes; Scophthalmidae
Gene: atp8b3
Product: ATPase phospholipid transporting 8B3
Exons: 32
Coding region: 576-3905 (1109 amino acids)
Biological process (GO): phospholipid translocation; Golgi organization
Cellular component (GO): plasma membrane
Molecular function (GO): magnesium ion binding; ATP binding; ATP hydrolysis activity
Source: RefSeq, a predicted model, not a curated record